AUGGGCGGCCACAGCAGCGCUUUACGCCGCCAUUUUGCCAAGAUCAGUUUCAAGCGUAAAUCGGCGAAUCGCGAUAAAAUCCGGACGUUCCGCGACCUGAUCUCGACGUGGCCGUUGGAAGAUGCGGAGUCGCUGUUCCGCGAGAUGGACGCCAUGCGACAAAUAGCCGAGCUGUACGAGGCGGCGAACGCGGCUCGGCCGAGCGUUUCGACGAUUGGCGAGCAGUUGCUCGGCUCGAAAACACAAGCAAUGGAGCUGGUUUUUAAGGGCGAAACCCUGAAGGUGCACGGGCGACUUUUGAAAGUUCGGAGCGAAUUCAUCGCCGAAGCGGUCUCGGAGGGAACGACCGUCAUCGAGCUCUCCUCCCCGCUACACACCGUUACUGUGGACGAGUUACGCGAAUUCAUCCGCUUCAUCUACACCGAUUCUUGUAAUCUCAACCCCGACACUUUGCACAUUAUUAAAGGGAUUUUAAAGGUGAAAAACCCGCUGGCCGUCGACCUGCAAAAACUGCAAGAGGCCGCGGAACGGGAGGGCGAUUUCGUGAUUGCGCUGCAGCGGGGGAAACCCGGGAAAAAAAGCCAGCAAGACGAGUACACGCUGCGCCUCGACGCCGAGAUUAUUGCCGCGCGGUCCGAGCUGUUCGCUUCGCUGGUGAAGCGGAGAAACGGCGAGAAAGUGAUAAUCCCCGGCGCAGCCAGCAGCGCUUCCUCGCUGAGCGAAGCCCGCGCCAUGGUCAGCGGCCAGUCGACGGACUCGGCGCUUCAGCAAGCUGGUCAUCUACUGCAUAUCGCAAGAUUUUUCGGGCUUCAUCACCUCGUACAGCUAUGCGAAGACGUGAUCGUGGCGAGUCUGUCCGUCGAUAGUUGUGCAUCAAUUCUGGAUUGGGCCGCGGACGGGGGAAGCCAUUAUGUGGCCAACAUGGCACGUGCCUAUUUGGCGUCCGAAUUCUCGCGCCUUGCCUCGACGCAUCACCUCUUCUACCUCGGCAUCGACCAGCUGGAGCAGGUCGUCGGCAACCACUUCUUGCAGUCAACGGAGGUCGAGGUGCUGGAGGCGGCGAUACGAUGGGGUGAGCACGAGCUGCUGAAGCGGAUGGAGAGCCGAGAGCCGAAUAUUGUGGCCGACACGUCGCACUCGAUCAGCCGGCGUGGCAUCCGGAAAAGCGAGGAGAGCGAGCGGGAGCUGAGGGAAAUCCUACUCCCGAUCUGCGGCCACAUCCGCACCGACUACAUUCUGCCCCCGUUCCACCAGUCGCUGAUCGGGGCCUACGGUAGAGGUCUCGUCGAGCGGUCUCCGCUAAAGGAUCUCGUGGUGUGCGCCUCGACAGCCGAGAUCAACCCCGAUCUCCACUGGUUCUGUCCGGAUCCACAGGCUUCGGGACCGCGAUUCUAUCGCGCAUAUUUUGAGGUACUACGCAACCAUAUCAUCUCGUUCACUGAAGCCGGCUCGCCCGGGCCCUCAUCUCGGUACCCGACCGUCCGGAGUAGCGGAUCGGCCGGAGCCGCGCCGAUUAAGAUCAUCGUGGUCAACUCCUUGCCGGGCGUCAUCAGCGACGAGCAAUUUCGGGAGACGAAACAGAAAAUUCUGGACGCCGUCGAGGCGGCCGAUUCGAAAUACGCGCUCCGCUUCAUGCCACGCCCCUUUCACAAGCGGCUGGCGGUGGAAAUGGUUGUAACACGUACUCUUCGCGAGUUGGAAGUACACCCCGAGUCUGUUGAGGUACACAUUGCCGAGUGGGCCGAGUCGCAGGUUGGUUUUAGGCUGAAUUUCCAUAACCUAGGGCUCAACCUCGUCGAACUCGAGCAUCCGCCUGCAGCUGCACAGCAGCCAACCGGCCCUCCACUGGCCGGACAUUAUGACGCUGGAACGGAGGAAAAGGGUGACUACCUCUUCAAAGUGUGCAUUCUGGGCGAUGCGGCGGUUGGGAAGAGCAGCAUGAUCUCGCAGUACGUUGAUCGCACCUUUGCCGAAGACCAGAAAUCCACGAUUGGCAUCGAUUACCGCGUAAAAUCUGCGACAGUCGAUGGGAAAGUUGUCAAACUACAAAUUUGGGACACGGCGGGGCAGGAACGGUUCCGCCCCUUCCGUACCAACCACCUACGGGCCGCCGAUGGGAUCAUUGUCGUCUAUUCGAUCACUGAUAAGAAAAGCUUCGACGCGAUUCCCGGGUGGCUAGCUGAAGUCAAAGACGAAGGAAGACGACCACGUGUUUUGCUAAUCGGGAAUAAGCUGGAUCGGGAGGAGGAGCGAGAAGUUUCCUUAGAAACUGUCAAGGCCUUUGCCGAUGCUAAUUGCCUUGAACACCUUGAGACCUCUGCAAAAACCGACGCAAAUAUCGUCGAGCCAAUGAGCCGGGCCGCAUGGGAGUUGGGCUCAGAAGUCCCGGUCGCCAUCAAGGUCGCCCAUGCCACAGCCUUGGACCAAGAACAGAUGAACGAAGUGAUGAAGGAGGCCAAGCGGAUGCGCAACUGCUCGCACCGAAACGUCGUCCGAAUGCGCGGCGUUGCCCAUGAGGAGGAGCCGCUUAGCUGG
This is a messenger RNA of Mesorhabditis spiculigera, 2535 nucleotides long. The record is from the annotation of a GenBank genome assembly. Lineage: Eukaryota; Metazoa; Nematoda; Chromadorea; Rhabditida; Rhabditidae.